CUCGUAAAGCUUGGAGUACACUGCGUGCUUGGGAAAAAGGUCGCAAUUAAAAUAAUUAAUCGAGAGAAGUUGAGCGAGUCUGUACUGAUAAAGGUUGAACGAGAAAUAGCAAUAAUGAAAUUGAUUGAUCAUCCACAUGUUCUAGGCUUGUCAGAUGUUUAUGAGAAUAAAAAAUACUUAUAUUUGGUACUCGAGCAUGUUUCCGGUGGUGAGCUUUUUGAUUAUCUAGUUAAAAAAGGUCGAUUGACACCUAAAGAAGCACGAAGAUUUUUUCGUCAAAUUAUAUCAGCGCUUGACUUUUGCCAUUCUCACUCGAUUUGCCAUCGUGAUUUAAAACCGGAAAACUUAUUACUCGACGACAAAAAUAAUAUCAAAAUAGCCGAUUUUGGAAUGGCUUCUCUUCAACCUAUGGGGUUCAUGUUGGAAACAUCAUGUGGUAGUCCACACUACGCUUGUCCUGAAGUUAUUCGAGGGGAAAAGUAUGAUGGUCGACGAGCGGAUGUUUGGUCAUGUGGCGUUAUCUUGUAUGCCUUACUAGUUGGUGCUUUACCAUUCGACGAUGACAACUUGCGACAGCUGCUAGAAAAAGUUAAACGAGGCGUCUUUCACAUACCCCAUUUUGUUCCGCCCGAUUGUCAGAAUCUUUUACGAGGAAUGAUUGAAGUGAAUCCUGAAAAACGACUUACCUUAUCGGAAAUCAACAGACAUCCUUGGGUUACAGCAGGCGGUAAGAGUGAACUGGAACUUGAACUGCCAAUGAUGGAAGUCGUACAAACACACGUGAUACCGUCAAUUUCAGCUGUUGAUACUGACAUAUUAAAUUCUAUUUGUUCUUUGGGAUGUUUCAAAGAUCGGGAGAAAUUGAUUCAAGAGCUUUUAAGUCCACAUCACAAUACAGAGAAAGUUAUUUACUUUUUGCUGUUGGAUCGCAAGAGAAGACGUCCCGCUGUUGAGGAUGAAGAAGAAAUCAGUCGUGCAAAAACGGAUGUCAUUGAUGUUAUGGAUCCACCGCGAAAACGACUCGACACAUGUAGAAUUAAUGGCAACACUAAUUGUACUUAUGGUCAAAUAAGUGAAGGUUCGCCGCUUCAACCGCGUCGUUCUACGUUUAACAAUGGAAAGAACUACAGUCGUCGAUCACCGUCGUCUGCACCAUCAACACGUUCAUCAUCUUCAUAUCAUCAGAGCCCUACAAGAGGUAUCACCAUGAAUUCUACUCAGGUUUUGAGUAAGUGUAAGUAUCCAAAUUGCGAUCUUAUUAAACAUUUUGAUGAAUAUGAUUUGCAAACAAUUAAUGAAUUUGCAGCUAUUUUGCGUCCAUCGUCACCUGCAUCUGCCACAUCAUCCCCGUCACGUCAUUCAUCUUACAGUAGCUCGGGUCGCCCAAAGACCCAAAUAACGGAUCAUUCUAAUUCAUCUUCAUCUCAUUCUAACAACAACAAUAAUAAUCUGUCCAUAACAUCGACUUCAUCAUGUACUGCAUCGCCUGUGCAUCAUCGCGCCAAUUCAGGUCCAAUGAUUGUUUCAAAUUUAUUCAGUGAGGGUGAUCAAAUGACUCAAUCGGCAAUUGUUCAACCAGCCUCUCCACAUUUAAGUGCAACUAUAAACUCCAAUGCUCCAGGUGGACCUGCAAGUGGCGGUCAGUUAUGGAAAACACGAUUAACAAACAUCAAAAAUAGCUUCCUUGGCAGUCCACGCUUUCAUAGAAGGAAAAUGCAAAUUUCGACAGAAGAGGUUCAUCUUACGCCUGAUUCGUCACCUGAGCUGACUAAAAAGUCGUGGUUUGGAAAUUUAAUUGCGACGGAAAAGGAUGAAACAUUUACAAUUCUUGUGAAAGGAAAGCCUCUGUCAACAGUAAAAGCACAUCUCAUACAUGCAUUUUUAUCUAUGACUGAAUUAUCGCAUAGUGUAAUCUCGCCUAUGUCAUUUCGACUUGAGUAUAAGAGAGGCAGCACCGGGCCUACAAUGGUUCAGCGCUAUGUACGCAUUCAAGUUGACGUCAAUCCUAUUUGCAAACAAGGCGAUGUUGCCGAUUUGUUAUUUGCUAUUACAUUCACAUUGUUAUCUGGCAACAUUCGUCGCUUCCGUCGAAUUUGUGAACAUAUUCAAGCGCAAGUGUGCUCGAAACGUUAUCCUACGUCAAUGAAUAGUCCAAUGAAUCAAAAACCAGUAAUUAUGCAACCAAUACAGCAACAACAAACGCCACAAUCGAUGAGUACAUCGUCAAAUUCAGCCGCUGCAUCAGCGGAAAGUAUUUCUUGUGGCUCUGCCGAUUCAAGUGAUCGAUUGAGCUACCGUGAACGCCAAAACGAAACAGAAAGUGAGGUAGAAACAUUUUUUGACUGCAAUACAACAUUGGCAAAACCACGACGUGCAUCAGCUUCUUCAAAUAAAAACAGUGAUGAUGGAUCGCCAUCAUGUACGGCGAUCAAGUCCGUUAGCUCAAGAUAAUUAAUUAUGCCAUUUUUUAUGCUCCUAAUAUCCUAACUCAUAAAUUAAUUCACAGAAGUAAUAAGAAUAAAUUGAUGCUCUUAGUUAAUACAUAUUUAAAUAGAUGAGAUAUUUGCGAUGAAUAGCAAAUAUUUUAUUUGUCUUAUAAACAUCCUUGCUAAUUACCUAAGCCGAAAAUUUAAUUGAAACAGAAGAAGAGUGUGUAAUUGUUGAAUAGACUAAAUUAUCGAUUAACUAUUCUCUUCUCAUUGAAUUAAUAAUCAAUUGAUCCCACAUUUUGGAGUCUUUAAUCAAUGUUGUUGUGAAAAUGAGCGCUUGAUACCAAAUUGUUUAAGUAUUAGAAACUGAGUGAUUAUUUAUUUUAUCGUGUCUUGUGUCGUACUACACAGGCUGAAGCUAUCAAAUGAUUCUAAAUCAUUAAUGCAUUCAGCAAAUUUUCGCAUCAUCUUAUUGACGACAUUGAGUAAUUUUAAUCUCAGCCUCUUUUUGCAAAUUUAAUUUUUUUUCUUUUAAAUUUUAUCGCAAGAAAUGUUGAAGUCUGGUGCAAUGCGUAUUUGUAACAGAAAUAAACGGAAAAGUUUCAAUUUAUUGAGUCUCUUGAAAUUGUUUAUCUACUAUUUCUAUUUUCUACGGCAUAAAUGCCUGCUUGUUUCAAAUAUUUGAGAAUGUUUACAUUGGCUCAGAGUGGAAGAUCUAAAUACAACAUAAGGAUGAUGAGAAAGAUUGAUUAUUGAUCGUUUUGAAAACUACAAAUGUCUUUAAAAAGAGCAUAAUGAAAUUGUUUGUCAACAAAUCAGAUCCGUUGACUCCAAAAAAUGUAAUAAUAAUAAUAAGUAGAAGGUGAAACUUCUUCUGAAGAUCUUCACCAAGUUACGGAUGUUUGUCCAUCAAUCAAUAAUUUUCUUUCACUCUUAGUCAGUGUUACUAUAUAUCAAAUGAAGAAUAUUCUUAUCAAAAAAGUAAGAUCAUAGAAAUGUUUGUAGCCUCUUUCUAUUUAUCUAGAUAAUUCAGAUUUUGUAUGUUGUCGCUUUGAAACUUUUUGAAAUUAAAUUGGAAAAUGUAAAAGGGCAGCAUUUGGGUCAAGAGUUGAAAUGGCAUGUCACCUUAAUCUUACCUGAUUUAAACAUUUUUGUUCUCUUGUCCUAAAUAUAAUAUAAAUUGAAAAAUAACACAAUUGAAUCAAAAAACGUCCUUAUAAUUGCGAUUAUUCAUCUGUAACUUUAUAAGCCAUUGAAAAACAUAAAACCUAAUAAAACCUAACGAUAAUUGCAGAUAAAUUAUCUGUGUAAUAAAUGCGUUAAGUAAUUAUUAAAUUCAAAUUAACCAAUCCAAUUUUUGCUUCAUAAAUCAUUUCUCUGCAUAUUUAGUGAAGGUUUUAAUAGUGCGUGGGAAAAAUAUUUGCUAAACAUUCUUCCCUUUUCUUCAUACAAGCAAACUCCUUUUCAACAACCAAGAAAGAAAACCAAUUAAUAAUUAUUCAUUGAAAUGCUUAUCUUCUCUGAACAUAAAUUUAAGUUUUAAUCUGGAAAUGAUAUUUAAGCAGUUUUCAGAGCUAAACUAUUUUUCGACGACUAAGGGAAAAUAAAUCCUGCAAUAAAACAAUGUCGUAAUACAUAAAAAUUUACGUAAUAUUUUUGUGCAAUAAUAUCCAUAGCGAAAUGAAAUAUUUUUAUGAUGCGAUUUAAUGAUUUUUCUAUCAAUUCAACAAAGUAUUAGAUAUGUUGAAUAAACACUCAGAAAACAUGAUACUCUAAUCAGAGAAACAAUAACAACUUUAAACAUAAAUAGAUGUUACAUUUUGAUUUAUUCUGCUAGAAAAUGUUUCUUCUUUUUUAUUUAUUAUUAUUUUAAGCAAAACAUUAAAUGCCUGUUUACAAAAGCAGUGGAAAUGUUAUCUACACAUCAGACCACCUCUUAAAACGUCAACAUAAUGAAUAAAAAUCAAGCAAAAUUAUUAAUUAGUUACAUGAUAUUUAAACUUUAAACACAAAUAAAAAUGAAAAUUAUGGGAAAGAUAAUUUAAAUGCAUUAAUAAUAUAAUUUCAAACAAAACAUUAAAUCGAUAAAAUGUGGUUUAAUUUAAUGUAUCAAUUAAUUAAUAAAACAAAGCUUUAUUACAUAAAAUUAUUCAAAUGUUUUUCCUUACGCUAUCGGGGUUUAUCUGUACAUAUUUUCAAAAAUUGAAUUAUCCAUCUAUGAAAAGUUAUUAUGACUUAAAUAUAUUCUGAAAAUUUCUAUCAGACAUUUUGUU
Messenger RNA from Clunio marinus, 4702 nucleotides. The record is from the annotation of a GenBank genome assembly. Lineage: Eukaryota; Metazoa; Arthropoda; Insecta; Diptera; Chironomidae.